Molecule: messenger RNA, 2063 nt
Organism: Ornithodoros turicata
Lineage: Eukaryota; Metazoa; Arthropoda; Arachnida; Ixodida; Argasidae
Product: hexokinase-2-like
Exons: 12
Coding region: 448-1881 (477 amino acids)
Biological process (GO): intracellular glucose homeostasis; glucose 6-phosphate metabolic process; glucose metabolic process
Cellular component (GO): mitochondrion; cytosol
Molecular function (GO): glucokinase activity; fructokinase activity; ATP binding
Source: RefSeq, a predicted model, not a curated record
UUCCCGAAGCUCCGCACACCACUUGACGUCUGGCGGGGGCGGUGGGUAAGGCAAAGCCGAGAUAUGUGCCGUGGCAAGUGCUGCAAAUGAUUAGCACCGACCCUUACGUCGCAGUGUAGCCAAGAAACAGCAAAGAACAAACAGAAAUCGUGCCAAGGCUGGUCUCCAUGGGGCUAUGAUGGAAAUGCGUAUACGCAGUGGACGUGUGGCUGCAUACGGUCCUCAGUUGGGUGUGUGACUUCUCUCCCAAGACGUAGGAGAGGAACAAUGGUUGGAAGUGUUUCAGGAAGCCUGCAUGUGUCGUGAGCUUCAUUGGGUACAGCGUUUCAGCUCUACAAGGUUGGCAUCGUUGUGAAAGUGGGUUAUACACGCAUCUGAUUAUCGCUAUCGCUACUUCGUACCUUAUCUACGUACUGUGGCACCACUCGAGAAGAUAGUACGAAGCAAAUGCGUGGUUUUCAUACGCACAGGCGCCCAGGCAUGUCUUACUUCCCUCAACUCUCGCUGGAGGAUCCCGGAAAGCAACGCACGGUGGAAAAUAUUCUCAGUCCGCUGUUGCUGUCGGCGCAAAAGAUAACGAAAAUUCGAGACAUCUUCAAAAAUGAACUUGAACUGGGUCUCCAGAAGAAUCCCAAGAGGGUGUCUUCUCUACAGAUGGAGCUUACCUACUUGCCAGAACUUCCCAACGGCACAGAGAAGGGCGAAUUUCUGGCACUGGACCUUGGUCCCACAAACGUUCGUGUGAUGCAUAUCUUGCUCGACGCGGAACCACAGUUUAAAGUAAAGUACUACACCGUACCGGAAGCCGUUCGUCUCGGUCAGGGCGAAAAGUUAUUUGACUACCUAGCAGAAUGCAUCCACGUUUUCUUGCAAGAGAACGAACUGCUCGCCAAGGAACUUCCACUAGGCUUUUGCUUCUCGUUUCCCAUGACUCAGAAGGCCCUCGACGUUGGACUCUUAGUCACGUGGACGACCAACUACAAUUGUUCGGGAGUCGUCGGAAAGGACGUGGUGCUCAUGCUCAAGGAAGCCGUCGCGAGGAGAGGCGACUUGAACAUCGAUAUCGUCGCCAUUGUGAACGACGCAACGGGAACAUUGGUCAAAGGAGCCUUCCUAGACCCUAACUGCGCGAUCGGCUUGAUACUCGGCACCGGGAGCAACGCCUGCUACCUGGAGAAGCUGGACAGGAUCGAAAAGUGGGAAGGAGAGCGGUGCGAUGAAGAAUCCGACGAGGUGGUGAUUGACAUCGAGUGGGGCGCAUUCGGUGAUAACGGCGUCCUCAACUUUAUCAAGACAGACUUCGAUAAGGCACUCGACGAGAACUCUCUCCUAGUAAACUCUUUCACUUUUGAAAAGUUAUUUUCGGGCAAACAUCUGGGCGAGCUGGUGAGGAUCGUCUUGGUGAAGCUAGUGAGGGAGAAAAUGCUGUUUGAGGGUCGCGCGUCCGAAACGAUUCUCACCGGGAGGAGCUUGAAAUCGGCAGAUAUAUCUCAGCUUGAAGGGGACGACGGGGAAAGUCGGGCACGAGAAAUUUUCGCUCGUCUGGGCUACAUCAAAGCGUCGGACGACGACAUCGCCAUCGCACGCUACGUAUGCGGAGUGGUAUCUGCUCGUGCAGCUCAACUGGUGUCCAUCUGCCUCGCCGUCCUCCUGGAGCGCAUGCAAAAGCCGACGGUGACCAUAGCCAUAGACGGGUCCGUUUACAAGCACCACCCACGGUUCCAUACGCUUAUGACGGAAUAUAUCUCGACCAUGGCACCAAACAGACCGUUCAAGCUGAUGUUGGCCGAAGACGGCAGUGGCAAGGGAGCAGGCCUUGUGGCAGCAGUGGCGGAUAGGCUUAGGAGAGCAGCGCAACGGCGGGCAUCUGCACAGCAAUGAACUGACAAACAAAAUGCCUUCCACUGUUUGUCCACCGGGCGGUCAGAUCUUGGAUAGGAACCCGGUCAAUCCACUUCUGCUCACAACUUCAAUUGAGAACUCAAAAGAGAUUUUCGUUCUGGCUGACGUAGGCAACCAUGCAUUCGAUGUACACAGCAAUAUAUAUGUACUUACGAGAAACC